CGCCAUUUUGUACCGCAGAUUGGUGUGACAGGAUCCGUGACGAGCAGCUUCCAUCCUCGGAUUCGGGUUUAGUAACGCCUUUCUUUACCUAACCCUUCGUCUUCAGAACCCGGUAUCGGUUCAUUCGUGCGGUUCUGCUCUUGUCCAAAAGCAUUAAUCCGGUGACCAUUGGGUUUUUAAAGGUAAAAUCUGAGGAAUAAUGUCGUCAGGAAGCCCUGAAUAUUCGCCGUUCUUCGCAGUGAUGGGCGCAUCAGCAGCGAUGGUCUUCAGCGCGUUGGGCGCAGCAUAUGGCACAGCGAAAAGCGGCACCGGUAUCGCUGCCAUGUCAGUGAUGCGUCCAGAGCUGAUCAUGAAGUCCAUCAUUCCUGUCGUCAUGGCGGGAAUCAUCGCCAUUUACGGUCUGGUCGUUGCCGUCCUCAUUGCCAACAACAUUUCCGAAAAGAUCACUCUGUUCAAGAGUUUCUUGCAUCUGGGCGCAGGGCUCAGCGUUGGUCUGAGUGGACUGGCGGCCGGUUUCGCCAUCGGGAUCGUUGGAGACGCAGGCGUGCGAGGUACCGCCCAGCAGCCGCGCCUCUUCGUCGGCAUGAUCCUCAUUCUGAUCUUCGCAGAAGUCCUGGGUCUGUACGGCCUCAUCGUAGCUCUGAUUCUCUCUACCAAAUAAACUGGCAGUCGGCAUGCGGCGCUGCCCAACCAGACGAUGGGGACGUGGAACAAAAAAGUGGGAAGGGGAAAAAAUAUGAAACCUUAAACUAAAUCAAAAAUUAGAGGAAUUGAUGAAAUGAAAGGUGGGGGUUAAUCCCAAAUGUUAUAAGAGGCUCUUCACGUUUGGUUUCUAUCUGCAAUGUGUACAGUCGUCCCAGUUUGAUAGUUUUGAUUUCUUGUAAAUGCGGUAUAUAGUGAUAUCGUCCUGUGUCUGUGAACAAAUAUUAAUAAUGAAAGUAAUAGCUCUCUCUGUUUGUUUUCCACCCGACUUACCUAUCAUGCGUUCUCUUUCACUCCCUCUCUUUCACAUUAGACUGGGAAAUGUGCGAACGCUCGUGGUUCCCGUCUGUUCCCAUCACGUGAUUUAGGAGUUUUAUAAUUCUCCACAUUGAUGUCAAAGAAGUGUUUGUGACGUGGAAAAAAGAGCUGAUGAAUCUAUAUGUGGAAUGGAAUAGUUUUCGUUACCAUCCAUUUUUGUUUUCCACUGUUUUUAUUUAUAAAGAUAUGUGAAAAUGAGCUCCUCAAAUCUUCUGAAUGAUAUUUAUAUAUACGUAAAUAUAUAUACAGAGAUAUUUAAGAAUAGACCUGCACUGGCUGGGAUUCCUGUACGGUUAAAAAAUCUGGGUUUUCUGCCGAGUGUUGUAUCGGGGAGCGUUUCUGCUUGAUGUGUGUAUUUAUGGUUGUUUCCUGUGUAUAUCUGAUGUUUGGUUGUAUUAUUAAAGGUGUGCGUGUGCCCUUCGACGGGUGUCACAAGUGUAAUUUCCACA
This is a messenger RNA of Paramisgurnus dabryanus, 1469 nucleotides long. RefSeq names its product ATPase H+ transporting V0 subunit cb (gene atp6v0cb). Gene Ontology annotation, cellular component: proton-transporting V-type ATPase, V0 domain. Gene Ontology annotation, biological process: proton transmembrane transport. NCBI's taxonomy places the organism in Eukaryota, Metazoa, Chordata, Actinopteri, Cypriniformes, Cobitidae. The record is from RefSeq and is a predicted model, not a curated record. Gene Ontology annotation, molecular function: proton-transporting ATPase activity, rotational mechanism.